CACAAGUACAGCCUACCAGCCACUAUAGCCUUCGGCAUUUACAGUCAUUAUAGCGUGUGAGGCCACUCCGGCUCUUAGCUGCUGAUCCACUCUUCCUUUCGCCCUUGAGACGUAGAGAGCCCAAGCACUGCAGCAAUGCCUGCUCCUGGUGUGUGUAUGAACAUAUUGGAGGCCCGUCACAAGCAAGAUGGUUCUGGGAGCUUCGACAACCCUUUAAAGUUCUUCAAUCAAGACUACCAGCAGAUCAAACAGUACUGUAUCAGCCAUAACGUAAGAUGGGUUGACAACGCAUUCACCCACGACCAAUACUCCAUUGGUGAAGGGUUACUGGAGCCUCAGGACCUGGCCCAUGUGGUGUGGCUGAGACCACAGUUAAUUGCUCCUAGGCCAGCCUUUAUACUUGACGGAAUCUCCAGGUUUGACUUUGGUCAAGGAAAAGUUGGUGACUGCUGGUUUCUUGCUUCUAUUGGAGCUCUGACAUUCUGUAACGACAUCCUCAAGCAAGUUGUCCCUCAAGAACAAGCAUUUGAUGAAAAAUACUGCGGGGUGUUCCACUUCAGGUUCUGGAGAUUUGGAAAGUGGAUCGAUGUUACCAUUGAUGACAAGCUACCAACCCUUCAUGGGAGGCUAAUCUUUGUUCGCUCCAAAGACCAAAAUGAGUUCUGGCCUGCUUUGCUGGAGAAAGCCUAUGCCAAAGUGUGUGGUUCCUAUGCCGAUAUGAAUGCUGGAACUCCUGUCGAGGCGAUGAUGGACUUCACGGGUGGUGUUCACAUGCGUAUAAAGCUGGAGCCCACUGCAAAGCUGUGGGACCUGAUGAACAGGGCUGGCCAAUGCACAUCACUGAUGGGCUGCAGUACACAUCAAGGGGAGACAUCUGCCAACAAUACACUACCAAAUGGAUUGGUCCAAGGCCAUGCCUACACUGUCACAGGUUUGAUCCAAGUGAUGAGCCAAGGGAAAGUAGUGAGCCUGGUGCGUUUGUGGAACCCCUGGGGCAGCGUAGAGUGGAAGGGAGACUGGAGUGAUCGGUCACCUUUGUGGCAAACCGUGAGUGCUAAAGAUCGUGAAAUGUGCCUUUCAGUGGCUGACGAUGGAGAGUUUUGGAUGAACUUUGAGGACUUUUGUCAGUUCUACACAGAUAUUGACAUCUGCUCCACAACCCCCAAAUUCAUUGAUGGAGGCUCCUCCAAACACUGGAAGACCUCCAGGUUUGAGGGCAGAUGGGUUGCAGGAACAACUGCUGGAGGACACACAGCACACAAAGGCAGCUUCUGGACUAAUCCACAGUAUCGGGUCAAGAUUUCUGAUGAUCUUUCAGAUUCAGAUGGAAAGAAACAUGUGCUUGUGUCUCUCAUGCAAAAGUCUGACAAAAGGAACAGACACCUGGUCCAUAAGUUCAACAUUGGACUCUUUGUGUUUGAGGACCAGGGGCAGAAGGGGAAGUUCCCCGCCUCUUUCUUCAGCAAUCGGACACCUGUUGCCUACACUAAAACCUUCAAUCCUGAACGUGAGGUGAUGGAGCACCUGAAGCUGAAGCCUGCUGAAUACCUGAUUGUGCCAACCACCUUCAAUCCCAAUGAAUCAGCUGCCUUCAUCCUGACAAUCCUCUCCAAGGGAGAGACCCACGGCUAUGAAACUUCUGGUGACCAUGGAGAUGAGCCAGUAAAAAUGAUCAAAAAGGACAGAAAUGUAAAGGAUGAUGAGAACAGGAAAACUGUUUUCCGCCAAUUCUCCGACCACCAUAAAGCAGUGGAUGCUGAGCAGCUCCAGAUGCUCCUAAAUGAAAAAAUCCUAAAAGGAGACCUGAAAUCUGGAGGCUUCAGCAUUGAUGCCUGUCGCAGCAUGGUUGCUCUGAUGGAUACAUCGAUCACCGGCAAACUGAACUGUGAGGAGUUUGUUCAUCUGUGGAAUAAGGUCACGCAAUACAGGGAAAUUUUCUUCCGCACUGAUGUUUCACAAACUGGAACGCUGUCAUUGAGUGAGCUGAGGAACGCUUUCACGACUGCAGACAUCAAGGUCAGUGAUGACAUGCUCAAUUUGAUGGCUGUGCGUUAUGGAGCCUCCUCUGGACACAUGACGCUGGAGAGUUUCAUCAGUCUCAUAAUGCGCUAUUCCUGCAUGAACAAAAUCUUCAGUCAGCUGUCUGGGGAUGGAAGAGUCCUGAAUCUUGAAAAGAUAGAGUGGAUGCACAUUUCAAUGUAUACUUAAUCCUACAAGGACGAUGGAUGGCAAAACUCAUCAUAAAAUACAAUUUUCUUUUCAGCUGCCAAAUCUCAUAAUAGAUUAAGAAAGUAUUCCUUUGCAACUGAGCCAUUACACCCUUUAUAAUGUAACUAGAGGGAAUUUUCUGCUUUACAUUACUUAUAUUGCAUUGCAAUAAACAUUCAUGUCCAUACACAACAUAUCCAAUCCUAUAACAUGAAGCCACAUAACUUUUAUACACAUUCUGUUAGACUGGAGAUGGAAUAUUUAGUUACUGCAUUUUUUAAAUUUCAGUAGAAUUACAAUGCUUACUGCUUAUCUUUUCAUUCUGACAUUUGGGAACAAAUACAUUUCAGAUUUCAGUUUAUGACAUGGUCUCAUUUGAACUGCAAAAACCAUGUAAACCAUUUUCUACAAAUAAAAACUCUUUGAG
This is a messenger RNA of Centropristis striata (black sea bass), 2635 nucleotides long. RefSeq names its product calpain-1 catalytic subunit-like. The coding region runs from base 136 to 2208 and encodes 690 amino acids. Gene Ontology annotation, molecular function: calcium ion binding; calcium-dependent cysteine-type endopeptidase activity. Gene Ontology annotation, biological process: proteolysis. Lineage: Eukaryota; Metazoa; Chordata; Actinopteri; Perciformes; Serranidae. Gene Ontology annotation, cellular component: cytoplasm. The transcript is spliced from 20 exons. The record is from RefSeq and is a predicted model, not a curated record.